AUGGAAACAUCAACGAAAAAUCCUUUGAUAAUAACAGACAAAGAGCAGAUGAGGAAAUGGUCGAGAACCAUGAGAUCGCAAGGCAAGACUAUUGGCCUUGUACCUACAAUGGGUUACCUUCAUCAAGGCCAUUUAUCACUCGUCAAAGAAGCCCUAAAGCACACGAAUGUCACUGUUGUCUCAAUCUAUGUGAAUCCAGGUCAGUUCGCUCUUUCUGAGGAUCUUUCCACAUACCCAUCUGACUUUCAUGGCGAUAUUAUCAAGCUCAUGUCUGUUCCUGGUGGUGUUGAUGUUGUUUUCCACCCCUAUAAUCUUUAUGACUACGAAAAGGACAUGAAAAAUAAGAAUAGUAAUGUUACUAGUGAUGUUUGCAAGAAUUUAGAGGGUAAAGGGGAGGUGGCGUCAUGUUUGGAGGAGAGAGGGAUGGGACAUGAGACAUGGGUGAGAGUGGAUAAAUUGGAGAAGGGUCUGUGUGGGGAGAGUAGGCCUGUGUUCUUUAGAGGGGUUGCUACUGUUGUUACUAAAUUGUUUAAUAUUGUGGAGCCUGAUGUUGCUGUUUUUGGGAAGAAGGAUUACCAGCAGUGGAGAAUUAUUCGAAGAAUGGUUCGAGAUCUUGAUUUUUCCAUUAGAAUAAUCGGUGCCGAAAUAAUGCGUGAUAAUGAUGGCCUUGCAAUGAGUUCUCGCAAUGUACACCUCUCUGCAAAAGAGAAGGAAAAGGCUUUGUCUGUAAGCCGGUCAUUGCUGGGUGCUAAAUCAUCAGCAGCGAAUGGCCACAUAAAUUGUAGAGAAUUAAGAGACUGUGUUAUCCAAGCAAUAAGUGAAGCUGGAGGAAGAAUUGAUUAUGCUGAGAUUGUAGACCAAGAAAGUUUGCAGUUAGUGGAAGAGAUCAAGAGUCCUGUUGUGUUCUGUGUCGCUGCCUGGUUUGGGAAGGUCAGGCUGAUAGAUAACAUUGAAAUCAAUCCAUGA
This is a messenger RNA of Dovyalis caffra, 966 nucleotides long. The record is from the annotation of a GenBank genome assembly. NCBI's taxonomy places the organism in Eukaryota, Viridiplantae, Streptophyta, Magnoliopsida, Malpighiales, Salicaceae.